Messenger RNA from Nycticebus coucang (slow loris), 3408 nucleotides. It is a transcript of the gene ZMYM5, whose product is annotated as zinc finger MYM-type containing 5. The record is from RefSeq and is a predicted model, not a curated record. The transcript has 8 exons. Bases 259 to 2358 code for a protein of 699 amino acids. Gene Ontology annotation, molecular function: zinc ion binding. NCBI's taxonomy places the organism in Eukaryota, Metazoa, Chordata, Mammalia, Primates, Lorisidae.
GGGCCGGGGGAGGGAGGUUCGUUCCGCGGAGCCGCAGUCAGAACUGGGUGAGGCUUAUCCCAACUGUCUUACCAGUCCAGGGUCGCCGAAAGAGGGUUGUCUGGGAGCAGUACAGCCUCCGGAGAAAGCAGAGGCGGAGGCAACUGGGGAGGCGGGAUGGGUGAGGGCAGCCUCCUGAGCCUCCCACAGACCCGGGAUUAAUACCUCGCAACGCGACAGCCGUCGCCGCUACCGCGUCGGGCCUCCGGGGCUGCUCUCAUGUCACAGGUGCCUUCUGGUGCAGCCCAAAGGAGCAGGAAUCACCUUCAAGCCAAUAUAGUGAAGAUUUGGCAGAAAUUAAAAAGGAGAACAUCUCCAUUGUUCUUUGGUAUGGAUAAAUGUUCAGUGGGAGGAUUAGAACUGACUGAACAGACUCCUGCUUUAUUAGGGAGUACAGCUAUGACAACUAGUCUUGUGGAUUUAGGAGAUUCAUUUGGUGAUCCAACUAGUCAGUUAGUCAGAAGAUCUGGAAACUCAUCAGUGGAAGAUGAUGAUGAUGUUGUAUUUAUUGAAUCUAUACAACCUCCUUCAAUUUCUGCUCCUAUAAUAGCUGAUCAAAGAAGCUUUAUAUUUGCAUCAUCAAACAAUGAAAAGCCACAAGGAAGUGAUUCUAUAAUUCUUCCUUCUUCAAGAGAUUUGGCUUCUCAGAAGGGAAAUAUAAGUGAGACAAUUGUUAUUGAUGAUGAAGAGGACAUAGAAACACAUGGAAAGGAGGAGAAAAGUUCUAGUUUUAUUGAAUGGGAACUUCCUGAAACUGAAAACAGAACCAAAGAUUUGGAUUUCUCCACUUCCGGUCUUUCAAGAAGUAAGACCAAGACUGGAGUAGGACCUUUUAAUCCUGGUAGAGUGAAUGUGACAGGAGACGUGUUUCAGAAUGGAGAAUCAGCAACUCAUAGUCCUGAUUCUUGGAUCUCCCAGUCAGCUUCAUUUCCCCGUAAUCAGAAACAGCCAGGAGUGGAUUCUUUAUUGCCAGUCGCCUUACUUCCUAAACAGAGUUUCCAGCCUUCUGCCCAACAACAACUUAUUAAACCAGCUAAUAUCACUUGUGCAUAUUGCAAAAAUCCUUUACAGAAGGGACAGACAGCUUAUCAACGGAAAGGAUCAGCUCACCUCUUUUGUUCUACUACCUGCCUUUCUUCCUUCUCUCACAAACAUACUCGAAAGACACGAAGUGUAAAAUGUAAAAAAAAUGCAUCUACAAAGGAGGCUACUAUUCCUCUGGUGGAAUCAAGCAAAUCCUUCCAAGAAUUUUGUGGUACAUCUUUUUUGUCUCCCUGUGAAGACAACCAGAAUCUUAAAAAGGGAGUUUUUAAUAAAUCAAGAUGUAUAAUCUGUAAUAAAUUAACACAGAUUCGCCAUGAAGUCAGCGUAAAUAAUGUAACACAUAAACUGUGCAGUAACCACUGUUUUAAUAAGUACAGAAUAGCAAAUGGCCUAGUAAUGAACUGCUGUGAACAGUGUGGGGAGUACUUGCCCAGUAAAAGCACUGGGAACAACAUCCUAAUGAUUGAAGGCCAGCAGAAGAGAUUUUGCUGCCAAUUUUGUGUUAACAAAUAUAAACAGAUGAUGGAAACACAAUCAGAGAAAUUAUCACCAUCAGAAAAUAGAAAAAGAAAUGCUGUUAGAGAAGAAAAUGAAAGACAAUUAUAUGGAUGGUCAGGUAUACUUUUAGAAAAAAUAGAGGGACUACCAGAAAAAAAGAGAAAGACUUCAGAGCUACAGAGUUCUACAGAAUGUAGUACAGAUACAUUACUGAUCGAAGAGAACAUGAGUUUAUCACCUUGUUCCAUGUCAACCAUAGCCGAUAAAUUUCAAGAGCAACUGGAAGCGAAAAGAUCAGAAGACUCCAUUAUACCAGUUGUGCUUUCUGCAGAUCCAGGUACAUGGCCCCGAAUUUUGGAUACUAAACAACGGGACACUCUUGUUGAAAAUGAUCCACCUCAAGUAAGACAUUUUAACUUUCCAAAAGACAAUACAGGGAGGAAGUUUUCAGAAACUUAUUAUACCCGCGUUCUUCCAAAUGGUGAAAAAACCACUAGAUCCUGGUUACUUUAUUCAACCUCAAAAGAUUCUGUGUUUUGUCUACAUUGCAAGCUCUUCGGGGAAGGAAAAAAUCAACUAAGAAAUGAGAAUGGGUGCAGAGAUUGGCAGCAUUUAUCACAUAUUCUUAGUAAACAUGAAGAAAGUGAAAUGCACAUCAACAAUAGUGUUAAGUAUUCAAAAUUAAAAUCUGAUCUGAAAAAAAAUAAAACUGUUAAAGCUGCAGAACACAGAUUAUGUGAAGAUGAGAGAAAUGAUGGUGUGCUCUUGUACACAUAAUAUACUUGAUUUGGUUUUGGGGUCUUAACUCAGAAAAAAAUCUAUACCAUAAUAGUCAAUAACUAAUGUGUUAAAGGACUCCUAUACAGAGUAACUUGGAACUGUUCAUUAGCAAUAAGUAUAAUAGCAAAUAAAUAGCAAAAAUAUUUUUAUUCCAAAUCUAAAACUAACUGGACUUAAUAGUCAUUAAUGCAUAGUUUUAAUAAAGGCAAUUAUUAAUUGUCCCUGCCUAUAAAUGUAGUACACCUUCUUAAAAUUGGCAUUUGAAAGCUGCCAUUUGGCUCGGUGCCUGUAGCUCAAGCAGCUAAGGCACCAGCCACAUACACCAGAGCUUGCGGGUUCAAAUCCAGCCCCGGCCCGCCAAACAAUAAUGACAACUACAACAAAAAAAUAGCCAGGCGUUGUGGUGGGCGCCUGUAAUCCCAGCUACUUGGGAGGCUGAGACAAGAUAAUCACUUAAGCCCAAGAGUUGGAGUUUGCUGUGAGCUGUGAUGCCAUAGCACUCUAGCCAGGGCGAUAGCUUGAGACUUUGUCUCAAAAAGAAAAAAAAAAAGGAAGGAAAACUGCCAUUUGACAAAUUUGAUUAAUACUGUUCUAGGCUCAGUGCCCUGGAGCACAGUAGUUACGGUGCCGGCUACAUACACCAAGGCAGGUGGGUUCGAAUCCAGCCCAGGCCAGCUAAACAACAAUGACCACAGCAACAUGAAAAUAUCCAGGCUUCGUGGCAGGUGCCUGUAGGCCCAGCUAGUUUGGAGGCUGAGGCAAGAGAAUCACUUAAGCCCAAGUGUUUGCGGGCUUUGAAACGGGCUCUGAAACUAUAGCUUUUUGCCAUUAAACCAAAUAUUUGUGAUUUAUUUCUUUUGAACAAUACAUUUUUCUUUUUAUUUACAUAAUAUAGUAUCAUUUCUUAUAUAUUUUAUUGGUUCUAUUCUUGUAAUUUAAAUUAUAAAUGUUUUAGCUUUUAUUGUUGUUUGAGAACUAUAAGCAUAAAGAAUACAUACCUAUUUUUAAAUUGGUACAAAUAUGAAAAAAUAAAAAUAUAUUGUUAAC